Messenger RNA from Coffea arabica (coffee), 1799 nucleotides. Lineage: Eukaryota; Viridiplantae; Streptophyta; Magnoliopsida; Gentianales; Rubiaceae. The record is from RefSeq and is a predicted model, not a curated record.
AUCUUUUAAUAUACUAUUUCAAACCAUUUUGCCACUGGGAGUUAGCCAACAUGUCAGACAGACAAUCCAUGGCUAUCCUAAACUUUGUUGACUGAUACUGCCUUUCUGUUACGCAAUUCUAUGUGCUUCAUCGUUGCUCGGUGAACGUCAAAGUGGCUGAAAAAAAUAUAAUGAAGCCCACUAAGGACUAAAGGUUUUCCGAACCAAUGAUUUGCGUAUGAGUUGUGAAUAAGAAAAGGGAUUUUGACAGAAGAGGCUUGGCAUUUGGCAAGAGGUGUCUCUCAAAUACAUACAGGACAACGUCAUUUGUUUACAUCGUAAGAUGCAAGAAUUUCCCAGAACGGAUAUGAUGGACGAUACUCAACUAAAAUUCCCCUUGCAAACUUGGAACUACUAUGAAAAGAAAUGUGGUCCUAACCUCGUAACCAUAAGGGCAAUUUUGCUGCAAUAGUUGACUCAGUCACCAUCAACAUUCAACUAACUGUUCAAACGUCGUCGCAAGUCUUUGGAGCACAAAAACGAACUUCAGCCUCGACGACUCUGUCACCACUAACCAGCUCCGGCGGACAGCAAGCUGCCGGUGGCAUCAGCUUUGCACAAGCGGUGGGUAAUUCAGUGGGGAAAGUAAAGAGAUGGGUUAUGGAGAAGAAGAGCCUCACUGGUCUGUGUUUGAUGGGGUGAAGACAAUUCCAGCAUCAGCUGAUGCAGUAAUUGCUGAGAUCGAUUCUGCCAUUUCUGCACUGGAGUAUGCCCGAGCUACUGCUUUCUUAUCUUCUAUUGUUGGUAAAAGUGACGACGGAAAAUUAAGUUCUAAAUACGAUGCUAAAAAGGCAGAUGAAGCUUAUAAAGCAGGGAUGGCAGCCAUGGCUGCUGGCAAGCUUGAUGAGGCCAUUCAGUUCCUAAAUAUUGCUCUUGCUAAGUGCCCGCCUGAUAAGACUUCUGCUGUUGCUAAGCUUCAGUCUCUUAUUUCUGUCACAUCUCAACAGCUUCGAAACUCCUCCAACUGAUUCUUCUAUGUGGUUAGAUGUGAAAGGGAAAGCUUUAGGUCUCAUGACAGAGUCAAUACCCCAAAAGUAAAGUCGCUGGUUAUGAAAUCCAAGUAUACAUCAUACUAUCACUCCUUUUGCUGAAUUUUCAAAAACUGAUCGUGAUGAGCCACACAAAUGACAAGCGUUAAUCUUCUUAAUCCAAGGAAGAGACUUUGUCCCCGUGACAGAGGAGUGUCAGCUCAUGCAUAAUAUUCUGCAUACAAUAUAUCUUUCUCCUCUCUCUCGUGAACUAAUUUUUCUCAUGUCUGUGCUCAGAAAAUAGCUCUGGGUGCUGAUGAAAGAGACAAAUAUCAGAAGGUUUUGAACAUCUCAAAACACUGGUGGUAGCAUCAUCAGCUGUGACAUGGGUGUUGAGCUUCCAAUGCCUUGGUCAAUGAAUAUUUGCAUCUUCAAGCUCUGGCCCACUUUUGUUGUUGGCGCGGCUGAAUAUUAUGUUUCUGUGCAUUAUAGCUCGCUUUGAGAUGAUUUCUUGAAGGCAUAUGUGAGAUAGAAGAUCAUACUUCAAUAGUUGCAUGGCAGAGGGAAACUAGUUUUGGUAGGAUCUGAAAAUUGUAAAAUGACGUUCUCGAAACUAGUUGCUGCUAUACCACUUCUGCUGUAAGUUGAUGUUCUAUCUGGUCUUUAAAGUUGUGUACAAAAACUUUUGAGUUGGAUGAUGUACAAGUAUGAAUGUAACGCUCGAUGCCCAUGGAUAAGACACGAUUGUUUAUCAGGUGGUUUUAGUUCUCUGUUUGAGAUUCAAUUUUCUAA